Molecule: messenger RNA, 886 nt
Organism: Aphanomyces invadans
Lineage: Eukaryota; Oomycota; Saprolegniomycetes; Saprolegniales; Verrucalvaceae
Exons: 7
Coding region: 15-542 (175 amino acids)
Source: RefSeq, a predicted model, not a curated record
CACUGCGGCACACGAUGCUACGUCGAGUGAACUUGGCUGACUUCGGACGAGCCUGCUACGGUGGCUCCAAGCGAUGGAUGUCCAUGGCAGGGAGCGUUCAGUUCUAUCGAAGGCAACUCAUCGUUCUAGACCCGCAGCGCGACGCCGAGGCGUGGCCAAAGAAGGUCGAGGAAUCAACUACGCACGUCAUAUCAAAGUAUCACAAUACUGUGGCGCCGCUCAACACAGAGAAAUCCCCGACGAAAUUGAUCCUGGCGACUGCGUACCCAUAUGGAGACGACCCAGCUGUCGAGUCAGCUUCCUCCACCGAUACUCAUGACGUCCUCGUGUUCCCAGACAAUCUUCGCAUUUCAGGCGUGUGCGAUUCAGAUGUGGAUUUUCUGGCCUUGCAUCUCCUUGAGGACACGUUGGACCUGCCGUUGCUCCGCUCUCGGUUGUCGGUCUCGGAAAUGUCAGGGCAUCAUGUGUUUGUGUGUGCCCAUGCGAAACGGUACAUUCACGAUUUUGGACAAGUGCUUUCGCCCAUGCUAAUUCCCCAGUGACUUUCGAUGUGCGUGUGCUGGCCCCAAACUCCUGGAAUGGUUUCAGACCAAACGGCCGUCAAAUGAAACAUGGACCAUCUACGCGUGCAGCCACUUCGGCGGCCAUCGCUUUGCUGGCAAUUGCAUUGUGUAUCCAGAAGGGCAUUGGUACGGCCUCAUGAAUCACCCAAGCGAUGUGGACAUCCUCGUCCAGGCAAUUACGGUCGACAAGCAGCCUGUCGUCCCCUCCUUGUGGCGAGGUUGCGUCAACACGUCCAAGGCCAAACAGGUGGCGCUGUACAAAUCGGUUCCCAACGCUGCGUAAUGAUGAAGGCUGGGUUCGAAACAAUAAAAUGCGUGUGCUA